This is a messenger RNA of Lasiosphaeria miniovina, 1918 nucleotides long. RefSeq lists its product as uncharacterized. The record is from RefSeq and is a predicted model, not a curated record. Gene Ontology annotation, molecular function: protein binding. Bases 411 to 1865 code for a protein of 484 amino acids. The transcript has a single exon. NCBI's taxonomy places the organism in Eukaryota, Fungi, Ascomycota, Sordariomycetes, Sordariales, Lasiosphaeriaceae.
CACGACGAGAAGAGGACCAAGUUUCUUGAAUGGCUACGGCGGAAUCUAUAUAGCAUUGGGUUUCGAGGCGAUUUGACAUUGCUGUACGAACACGGUUAUCACGCGGCUACGCUAAAGAUAACUUGUGAAUCCCCAACCGAGAAGGCUAAUACGCGUACGCAGACGGCUGCCUCUCCUCGCUAAGUUAUUUCCUACGUUCACACCCGAGCCAAUCUAAGUUCACCGAGACUGCGGCGUGACCGAGUUUUCCGACGUAACUCGAGAGUUAAAUAAGGUUGUCACUGCAAGCCACGACACCGAAGCUCCCGAUGGCGUGGGUACAUUUGCGGUGACAGGUCAUUUUGGCUUUUCCCAUGAGGUAUUAAUACCGGCCAUGCAGUUUGCUCAGCCUCUGCUCUCCCACCCUCCGGAUGUUCGUUACCAGACCACUACGGCCGUUUCGGCAGAUCAUCAUGCGCAAAAUGCGCACUCUCAUCACGUGGAUCAAGAAGGCCUUCCCGCGUAGGCGCAGAGAAACCGCAACAGAGGACGACGCCGAUAGCGACGACGAGAUCAAAGAAUCGGAUACGGCUAACACGGAGGACGCAGCAGAACAAGUCGACACGGGCCAGCAACUUGAAAAGCAGCACCCCCGACAUCUGUCUCGGCAAAUGCUCCUCACCCUCCGAGAAAUGGAGAGCACCGGGAUGGACCCCUUGAUAGCGGCCCUUGUCUACAACAUGAAGCACAGCCCCAUCCACCGAUUGCCCGACGAGCUUGUGCUUCAAGUUCUUCGCUGCAUAGGCGACGAUCCGCUCACCAUGCUCUGCCUCCGGCGAGUGGCAAGGAGGUUUCGGCGCAUCAUUGACGAGCCAGAAAUCUGGAAGGUCAUGCGUAUGGGGCCUUCAUGGACAUCCAGAAUUUGGAUUUCGGAGUGCUUGUGCUCUCUUCCGAAAGACGUGGGGGACGAACUUCUGCCUCGAAUAUAUAUGGAUGGAAUGUGCGACGAAUGCAUCCUCCAGCCCGGUGUUCCUAACAAAGGGGGAUGGCUCCAGCGUCGUGGGAUGUGCCAGCAUGUAAACAUUUCGUGGGCCGACAUCGAACCCUACAUUUCCAAAUGGCAGCAGCAGCAAAAUUCCCACGACGGCCAAGUCUGCCUUGACGGCUUCAGGAGUGAGUGCCGAGACCCCAGCCACGACAUGCGCUGCAGAGCCAAGGGUGCUCCAACCUGGCCCCGAGCCAGUCUCAAUGCGGAGUCCCAGCCACCAAACUGCGUGGAGUUACUAUUCGAGUGGACCCCCCCUAGCGGGUUCGGCGUCGUUUCCCUCACGCCGGAAGGGCGGAUGCCCGCAUCGGAAGUGAGGAGGCUGUUCCAGAGGCAUCGACAAGGCGCAGCGGAUAUAAUUUUCCCCUCUCGACCUCACCUUCCACUACCCGAGAUGGCAUGCUUCAACUUCGCCGGGUGUCAGUGCCUCCUCUACGAGACAGGGGGCGACCAGAGCUUGAUUCUCGCCCGCCCAUCCAAGCGAACGAGACAAAUCUUCCGUCGAGACUCCUUCAGCCCUUGUCCGGCUAGCCACAGUUUCGGCAGAUGUCACGGAUCAUAUUUUUUUGGAGAGCAUGUAACUAUGCGGAGAUCAUGUUCUCAGAUCCAACCGGACUCCGUCUGUUUGGUCGCCUACUACUCAAGGAGCAUUACAGUCCACACCAGCGUGAACAGGAAAAGCGGCAUUGCCGUCACUCCCGGACCCGACUGGUAUCACGCUGUUGACCCCGACUUGUCCCCAUCCUCGCUACAAGGCUUACCGAAGAUGCUGUGCAGAGACAAGAGCUGUAUCAACUAUUAUCGAAGCCCGUCAUCUUUUGCUUGCCGAUUUCGUAGAUAAAUUAAAGGAAUGUAGAACAGAAAGCAACUACCAAAAUUUGUACCCAAAGCCGG